Molecule: messenger RNA, 2481 nt
Organism: Acanthaster planci (crown-of-thorns starfish)
Lineage: Eukaryota; Metazoa; Echinodermata; Asteroidea; Valvatida; Acanthasteridae
Product: alpha-N-acetylgalactosaminidase-like
Biological process (GO): glycoside catabolic process; oligosaccharide metabolic process
Cellular component (GO): cytoplasm
Molecular function (GO): alpha-galactosidase activity
Source: RefSeq, a predicted model, not a curated record
UGACGAUGAACGCGUCCGUUGCACGCGAAAUCUUAGUACGUGAAGAGUUUCAAGACCUGGAGGACAAAAAACACAGCUAACUACGGGCAUACCUCCUUGCUACGGCAACAAGGUAUACAAUAUAGCUCUCAAGUCAUAAAUAUGUUUCUACCAGUCUUGCUGGGGAUUUGUGUGCUAAGUGUUCAUGCAUUGGACAAUGGACUUGGAAGGACGCCCCCUAUGGGCUGGAUGACAUGGGAACGAUUCCGCUGCAAUACCAACUGUGCUGCAGAUCCUGAUAAUUGUAUUAGUGAAAAACUGAUGAUGACGAUGGCUAAUCACUUGGUAGAUGAUGGCUACAAAGAUGUUGGAUACCAAUAUGUUAAUGUUGACGAUUGUUGGCCAGCUAAAGAACGUGACGGUCAGGGACGAUUGCAGGCCGAUCCAGACCGGUUUCCGAGCGGCAUCAAAGCACUGGCUGAUUAUAUGCAUAGCAAAGGAUUGAAACUUGGAAUUUAUGAAGACUACGGUACCAAGACCUGUGCAGGUUACCCAGGGAGCUUAGGCCAUCUGGAAACCGACGCCGAGACAUUUGCAGAAUGGGGUGUUGACAUGCUGAAAAUGGACGGAUGUAACUCUAAUAUCACUACCAUGAAGAAAGGUUAUCCACAAAUGUCUACCUACCUCAAUGCAACAGGGAGACCCAUACUUUUCUCCUGCAGUUGGCCUGACUAUGAACGUGCAGCAGGGAUUAAGAUUAAUUAUACCCUGGUUGCUGAAUACUGCAACAUUUGGAGGAACUACGUUGAUAUACAAGACUCCUGGAACUAUGUUCUUCAAAUCAUAGAUUACUAUGCUGAAAAUCAAGACAUACUAUCCAGUGUCUCCAAGCCUGGUAGCUUCAAUGACCCAGAUAUGUUAAUUCUCGGGGACUAUGCAUUGAGUGUUUACCAAGCCAAGGCACAAUUUGCUAUGUGGGCUGUAAUGGCUGCACCACUGCUCAUGUCUAAUGAUCUCCGAACCCUCGACCCACGUUACCGUGACAUCCUACAAAACAAGCAGGUCAUUAAGGUCAACCAGGAUCCCCUAGGUAUCAUGGGAAAGCGUGUCUUAAAGUUGGCAAUUGGCCUUGAGGUCUGGCUCCGGCCUCUUGUUGACCAGUCAUAUGCCAUGGUGAUUCUCAGCCGUAAUGACCGUCAACCAGUCCGGUUCAACACCACCCUGGACACAUUAGGACUGCACAGGAGUGAGGGAUAUGACUUAAUGGAAUUAUGGGACAAUACACCAUUGGGAAGGUUCAAACCAUUCGAUUUUUUUACCUUAAAUGUUGAUCCUAGUUUUGCUGAGAUAAUAAGAUUAACUCCGUAAAUUGGAGGAACCAUUACUAUUCUGACAUUUUGGUCAUACAAUACCUCCCUCCCCGUAAGAAGAACAAUUGAAUUCUCUUCAGCGAGCAUUCUGGAGUCCCAAGCAUUCUGGAGUCCCUUUCUGCUGAAAGAAAGGGGAAGGGCAUGUAUGUGUCAGGUACAUUCAUUAAAUUUGCCAUUUGCAAAUUCAUAAUGGCACCAUGUAAAAUGAUGUAGUGACACAUUCAUUGCCAUUACAGUACAUGUAUAUGCCUUUUGUAUGAUAAGAAUAAAGAGUAAAUGCCAUUCAAUAGAUGUUUUUGGAAAUCAUUUUUUUGCCCCGACAAUGAUCUCUGGCAGCUUCGUUUGUUAAAGUUAUCUAUUAAGAAGAAUGUAGUCAUUUUCAAAAUAUUUGGAAUUUUUUUUUAAUCAUCUUUAGAAUUUUUUUGCUGUCACUAUUUGGCAUCAAUGACAUACAGAUGCAAUUCAAUAAAAUGUAAUGUGCUCUUUUGCACAAUCACAAUUACAGUAACUCAAUAGAAAUGCACUGCUCCAAAAUAUAGUUUACAUUUAUUAACCACAAAAAUAUUAGGUGUUGGUUAAAAUAUAUUGUUCACCGGAGAGUCGUACAUUUAAUUGAAAAGGUUUAUGCUGUUAUGAAAUUUUUAAGUAUAGCUUUUCCUGGUCAAUUUUGCACUUCUCUCAUUUAAAAUUGCUUAAAUGAAAGUUUAAUUUCGUCAAAGAGGGUCACCCGCCCUAACUGUUGAUAACAAUUCCGAAAUAAUUAGAUUUCACUUUUAGAGCAUUGUAAAUCACGAAAAAAACCACACUUAUUUGUCCUAUUUAUCGUCAGUUUCAUCUCACUCUGUGAACGAAAAAAAAACCAGAUUCUUUUUUUGUCAUCCAUUUUACUGAUUUAAUCAUUCAAUCUCGUCAUAGAAUGCAUUGUCAAGAUGGUUUGAAUUAGUUGUUAAAUGGACGUCAUUUUUGUUAUAAUUCAAAAUUAGCCACAGAAAUCAGCCAUAAUAAUUUACAUAACUCACUCUUAGUUGACUUUCUCUUGUUAAUUAGAUUAAGGGCCAAUGCUUUGUAUACAAAUUUAUAUCAUUGAAAAAAUAUCUGAAUUCUAUAAAGAUAUCCUGAAAAUGUGACUGCA